UCUCAAUCAAUACCUCAAUAGGCUUUUAAAAAUGCUUGCAAAAUUUGACAAACUAAUCCUAAAAUUGAUAUGAAAAUGCAAAGGACCUUCAAGAGGCAAACUAUCUUUGAAAAAGAAGAGUAAGUUUGAAAGACAUAUAUUUGCCCUCAGGGCUCAUUAUAAAGCUACGAUAAUCAAGACAGUGUGAGGCUGAAAUAAAGAUAGACAAAGAAAGACAAUUUGUAGGUCAUGAGAGCUAUGUUUCCUAAAGGAAGGCAGCAAGUACUUAUCAACUUUGCCCGUGUCCUCAGGAUGCCUUAAGCAGUGGUUGCCGAACCACUAGCAACUUUAGCACCAACUGGAAGCUUUUUAGAAAAGCUAAUUACUGGGCCCAUCCCAGACCUACUGAACCAGAAUCUCUGUGGGCAAAGCCCAGGAAUCUGUGUUUUGACAAGCUCUCCAGGUGAUAAUGAUGUCUAUUAAAGUUUGAGAUUCAUUGCCUUGGGCUUUCCCUGUUGGAAAUCCACCAGGAUUUGGGAGACAGGAGAAGAGGUCUGGAGAGAGUGGCAGAAUUCAGCACCACAGAAUGACGAGGAAAACUGAUGGCCUUUGUCCAUGGAAUCCAUUAAAAUAUACUCUCAUUGCUGCCAGGCUGAGUUGAUGAAUAAAAAAUAAGCUAAUCUCAUAUCAAGCCAUCAGGCUAUUGAUGAUAAUUGUGCUUCAGGGUGAGCAAACAGCUUUACCAAGCUCACACAGUUGACACAAUUUGUUGUUUGGAACUAUCUUACUGUAAGUAGAUGCUUAAGAAGAAUGCAGAAGUUAUGAAAAUCAAUCCAGGAUUCAGAAAUCUUUCAACUAAAUCUUUAAAAUUCUCUCUCUCUCUUAUGCACACACACACAUGCACACAUACACACAUAGUAAGAUUUCAUGACACAUGAGACAGGCUGUGAAGUUGAACAGUUCUGAUGAAUGCCUGAGUGGUAAAAUCACCUUGACGAACCGGAAGUGAAGGUCUAUUCUAGCUGGGUAUGAGCUACAAACUCGUUUCUUGGGGAACACAUGAAUACACUGGGGAGGCUAAGUAGCUUCUGAGGCUACUAACAGAAUUUUAGUAAUUUCUCCUGUCAUCUGAAAAAUAUAUGAUAUUGAAUUUUUAAAAAUGGGUUUAGUGUAGUCUAGUCUUACUGUCUGAAACUAGGAUGUGGUUUGUUCCAAUAACCAAAGUGAUUCCAUCCCAUGUGAGGGAAAAAAGGGAUAAUGGUGAAUUAAAAGCACCUGCAUGUAUUUGUUGCUCCUUUAGCGGGAGUGUCUCUUCAUCAACAUUAACUUUCUUUCCUACUUUUGAGCUGGCUGCUAAAAGUCUAGGUUUAGAUCUUAAUCCAUUGUCCUUCCCUGCAUGAUGUAAUGCUUACAAUUACAGUCUCAACCCUCUGGCAUUUAAUGAAGAUAAAAUUGAUUACUUUCGACUGAAGACAAAAAAAUCACUUACAAUCAGGAUACUGAAUAUAUUAGUAAGUACACGGUCCCAGCUUCUAGUGGACUUGGCAGACUGUCAAGCUCUUACUAAGUGACCCCACCGCAUGCCUUUUUGUCCUUUCUGUUGCCACACAAUCACGAUAAUUUGUUCUCUGAAUGCCAGAGUACUGCCAAAGAAAGGAAUUCUGAAGCUGGCUGAGAGAAAUCAUGUAAAACUCCCAAUCUAGACUCCAUUGACUCUUGUCUCUUUUUUUGUAUAGAACUGAUUUUAUAAUUUCUGUGGCAAUGAAAGAUUAGUACCCAAAAUGACUGCUAGUCCUUUGUUUAUUGAUCAGUCUGAGCAUGGACUAGAAUUCAUCCUCUAAUUGGUAACAAGAAAAACUUGGAUGGGGAAGCACAUCAUUGGUUAAGGCAGCACAGCAAGUUUGAAUUUGGCUGCCUCUACUUUCAAUAUUGGUUGAUGUCAAGAGCAGACAUUGGCGUUGGAGUUAAGAGUAUCAAGAGAGUUAUACAAAUCAAAGUGGAGGAAAAAGAAGACGAGACAGAGGAAAGCUCAAGUGAAGAGGAAGAGGAGGAGGAAGGUAAACUACCUCGAAGAGAGAGCUUGAGACCAAAGAGGAAACGGACCAGAGAUGUUAUCAAUGAGGAUGACCCAGAACCUGAACCAGAGGAUGAAGAAACAAGGAAGGCAAGAGAAAAAGAGAGGAGGAGGAGGCUAAAGAGAGGAGCAGAAGAAGAAGAAGAAAUUGAUGAAGAGGAAUUGGAAAGACUGAAGGCAGAGUUAGAUGAGAAAAGACAAAUGAUUGCUACUGUCAAAUGCAAGCCAUGGAAGAUGGAGAAGAAAAUUGAAGUUCUCAAGGAAGCAAAAAAGUUUGUGAGUGAAAAUGAAGGGGCUCUUGGGAAAGGAAAAGGAAAACGGUGGUUUGCAUUUAAGAUGAUGAUGGCCAAGAAAUGGGUAAAAUUCCUCCGUGAUUUUGAGAACUUCAAAGCUGCGUGUAUCCCAUGGGAAAAUAAAAUCAAGGCUAUUGAAAGUCAGUUUGGCUCCUCGGUGGCCUCAUACUUCCUCUUCUUGAGAUGGAUGUAUGGAGUCAACAUGGUUCUCUUUAUCCUGACAUUUAGCCUCAUCAUGUUGCCAGAGUACCUCUGGGGUUUGCCGUAUGGCAGUUUACCUAGGAAAACAGUUCCCAGGGCUGAAGAGGCAUCGGCAGCAAACUUUGGUGUGUUGUACGACUUCAAUGGUUUGGCACAAUAUUCCGUUCUCUUUUAUGGCUAUUAUGACAAUAAACGAACAAUUGGAUGGAUGAAUUUCAGGUUGCCGCUCUCCUAUUUUCUAGUGGGGAUUAUGUGCAUUGGAUACAGCUUUCUGGUUGUCCUCAAAGCAAUGACCAAAAACAUUGGUGAUGAUGGAGGUGGAGAUGACAACACUUUCAAUUUCAGCUGGAAGGUCUUUACGAGCUGGGACUACCUGAUCGGCAAUCCUGAGACGGCAGACAACAAAUUUAAUUCUAUCACAAUGAACUUUAAGGAAGCUAUCACAGAAGAAAAAGCAGCCCAAGUAGAGGAAAACGUCCACUUGAUCAGAUUCCUGAGGUUUCUGGCUAACUUCUUCGUGUUUCUAACACUUGGAGGGAGUGGAUACCUCAUCUUUUGGGCUGUGAAGCGAUCCCAGGAAUUUGCACAGCAAGAUCCUGACACCCUUGGGUGGUGGGAAAAAAAUGAAAUGAACAUGGUUAUGUCCCUCCUAGGGAUGUUCUGUCCAACAUUGUUUGACUUAUUUGCUGAAUUAGAAGACUACCAUCCUCUCAUCGCUUUGAAAUGGCUACUGGGACGCAUUUUUGCUCUUCUUUUAGGCAAUUUGUAUGUAUUUAUUCUUGCAUUAAUGGAUGAGAUUAACAACAAGAUUGAAGAGGAGAAGCUAGUAAAGGCCAAUAUUACCCUUUGGGAAGCCAAUAUGAUCAAGGCCUACAAUGCAUCAUUCUCUGAAAAUAGCACUGGACCACCCUUUUUUGUUCACCCUGCAGAUGUACCUCGAGGACCUUGCUGGGAAACAAUGGUGGGACAGGAGUUUGUGCGGCUGACAGUCUCUGAUGUUCUGACCACCUACGUCACAAUCCUCAUCGGGGACUUUCUAAGGGCGUGUUUUGUGAGGUUUUGCAAUUAUUGCUGGUGCUGGGACUUGGAGUACGGAUAUCCUUCAUACACCGAAUUCGACAUCAGUGGCAACGUCCUCGCUCUGAUCUUCAACCAAGGCAUGAUCUGGAUGGGCUCCUUCUUUGCUCCCAGCCUCCCAGGCAUCAAUAUCCUUCGACUCCACACAUCCAUGUACUUCCAGUGCUGGGCCGUUAUGUGCUGCAAUGUUCCUGAGGCCAGGGUCUUCAAAGCUUCCAGAUCGAAUAACUUCUACCUGGGCAUGCUACUGCUCAUCCUCUUCCUGUCCACCAUGCCUGUCUUGUACAUGAUCGUGUCCCUCCCGCCAUCUUUUGAUUGUGGUCCCUUCAGUGGCAAAAAUAGAAUGUUUGAAGUCAUUGGAGAGACGCUGGAGCAUGAUUUCCCAAGCUGGAUGGCGAAGAUCUUGAGACAGCUUUCGAACCCUGGGCUGGUCAUUGCUGUCAUUUUGGUGAUGAUUUUGACCAUCUAUUAUCUCAAUGCUACUGCCAAGGGCCAGAAGGCAGCAAAUCUGGAUCUAAAAAAGAAGAUGAAAAUGCAAGCUUUGGAGAACAAAAUGCGAAACAAGAAAAUGGCAGCUGCACGAGCAGCUGCAGCUGCUGGUGGCCAGUAAUAAGUAUCCUGAGAGUCCAGAAAAGGUACACUUUGCCUUGCUGUUUAAAAGUAAUGCAAUAUGUGAAGGCCCAGAGAACAAGCACUGUGGAGCUGCUAUUUUCCUGUUCUACCCCUGAUGGAUUUUCAAGGUCAUGCUGGCCAAUCAAGGUAUCAUCAGUACUACCUGAGCAACAAGAAUCUUCACCUUAUUCCAAGUCAGGAACUGUUUCUGCGCAGCCACUCUCUCCCCUGCUUCAUUUCGUGACUUUUUUUUUUUUUUAAAAAAAACAAAUUGUGUUUAGAAGUGGGUGUAAUCCAGCAAUAGAGUUUACUGGCUUAGUUGGUGGGUUAAUUAAAAAAAUUUGCUCAUAUGAACUUUCAUUUUAUAUAUUUCUUUUGCCUUAAGUUUCCUUAAACUGAGAGCAGAAAUAUUUUACCCUUUUUCCUGUAAGUUCAGAAGUAUCUGCAAAAAGUACUCAUUGUAAUCAUUCAUUGACUCACUUUUUGAAACCAAUACCUUAUUUUCUCUUUUUUUCUACCCGUCUCCCCAACCAUGCCCCCCACAAAUAUAUACCUAAAACCUUCGUAUGUGGUGCUGGAUUCAGUAUGAAAAGAAAUCGGCUUUUUAGAAGAAAAAAAAAUCCUAUGUGAAUUGGCACCUGAAUAGCACUGAGUUGAAGAUCUCUUACUUUGAGAAGGUACAUGAGUCUUAUACAACCUAGCUUUUUAUGAAUUAAAAUUUAAAAAAAGGAAAGACAUCAUAAAUGAUUGUUGUUCUCUCACAGUCUGCUCAUUUGUCUUCCAACGAUCAUGUUAUCAGAGGUGAAUCCAUACAGGUCUGCAUCAAACUCCAUACGAUUCUUGCCUCCUUGGAGGGAAGAAUUCAGCUGAGGGUCAGAAGUAGGUUUAAGGCAGAGGGAGAGACUGAGGCAAGUUUUAGAGCGGGAGUGAAGGUUUAUUAAAAGGUUUUAGAGCAGGAACAAAAGGAAAUAAAGUGUACUUGGAAGAGGGCCAAGAGGGCAACUUGAGAGUUCCAAGUGCCCUGUUCAGCCUUUGACCUGGGGUUUUACACAUUGGCAUGAUUCUGGGGUUUGCAUCUCUACCCCCUUGAUUUUUCAGGGGGAUGGGCUGUCUAUGUGAACGGUGGCCUGCCAGCAGUUGGAAUGAGCUAUGUGUACAAUGUGUUACUGAAGUUGUGUGCAUGCUCACUUGUGACGUUUUCCCUUACCAUUCCAGCGUUCCUAGAGGAAGGUCAUAUACCAGUUAAACUGCCAUUUUGCUUAGUGGGCAUGCUUGAGCCCACUUGCCCAGCCUCUAAGAUCUCCAGCUCAGGUGUUUCCUAUCUAUUGGGACACUGUCUUUCACUGGCACUGGCUGCCACCAAUUACUAUUUGAGAGAGAGAGUUUAACAACCACCUGACCAUCACCUGAUGGUCACCUGACAUUCCUGUGGGACGGGUGGCGGGGGGAGGGGGACCCGCUCUUGCCCUGCUUACGUUUUUAUGUUUGCCUAACUACCUACUCUAACAAUCAUAUCCUGUAAGCUUAGAUUCUAAUAUUCUGUAAUUUUUUCUUUGCUUUUUUGUUAAGGUUAGGAAAACAUACUUCUAUUGGAGGCCUUAAUUUAUAGAUAUGUUUUAACAUUAUUAUGGAUUUACAGUUUGAAUUGACUUUAAGUGGUAACACUCAGUGCCCUCACUAGCCUUGUUGUGUGACUUUAAUUGCAUGUCCCAACUCAGUGUGCCUUUCCAAAGCUAAGCCAAUUUGCCUGCCAUUCCCUGCAGUUGACUUGCUGAUUUUUAUUAUCCUGUCUCUGAGUUUCUCCUUCUUUUCGAUCAUCAAAAGGUUGCCAUAGAAUAAUUGCACUGUUUCCCUGCCAAUUCUGAACUUUAUUCCUCUGGUUAUCUUUUUCAUAUUAACUUCCAUUCUCAAUCUUAUCACUCCCUUUUUAGGAUUCCUUGGGCUCUUAUGUCUUUAAUUCAGAGUCUAUUAUUUAUAUUGAUUUUCAUGUGAUUUAUAAUGGUUCUUUAUUAUUUUUUGAAUGCAUGGAUUAUCUUUCUUGUCCUGAUGGUAAAUUCUCUGUGAGUAGGGGUUAUAUCUUCUAACUCUUUUGUAUGCCUAGUAUAGUGCUGUGCACAAUUAGGUACUGAAUAAAUGCUUGUUAAUUAAAUUGAAUCAAUUUAACUUACAGCAAUUGUGUUAUGAGACAAAAUCUUCUGUUAUCUGCAUGAAAAAUGUUACUAUGAUGUAAGAAAUGGAUUAUCUGUU
Cercocebus atys (sooty mangabey) is the source of this 6483-nucleotide messenger RNA. RefSeq names its product transmembrane channel-like 1 (gene TMC1). Gene Ontology annotation, molecular function: mechanosensitive monoatomic ion channel activity. Gene Ontology annotation, cellular component: plasma membrane. The transcript has 20 exons. The record is from RefSeq and is a predicted model, not a curated record. The coding region runs from base 1916 to 4234 and encodes 772 amino acids. Gene Ontology annotation, biological process: detection of mechanical stimulus involved in sensory perception of sound; vestibular reflex. NCBI's taxonomy places the organism in Eukaryota, Metazoa, Chordata, Mammalia, Primates, Cercopithecidae.